Molecule: messenger RNA, 2435 nt
Organism: Zingiber officinale
Lineage: Eukaryota; Viridiplantae; Streptophyta; Magnoliopsida; Zingiberales; Zingiberaceae
Product: pentatricopeptide repeat-containing protein At5g50280, chloroplastic-like
Exons: 2
Coding region: 46-2226 (726 amino acids)
Molecular function (GO): protein binding
Source: RefSeq, a predicted model, not a curated record
UAGAUAAAAAGAUAAAGCAAGCAGCGGCAGCGACCGAAUCUAGCCAUGGAGACGACGGCGCUCCUCCGAGUUCUCGGCCCCUUCCCUUCUGCCAUUACAACAGCCGGCGCUGCAUUGCAAUCGCGCAACCCUAAACCUUUUUCACACUUUCCCCCUUUCCGCCGCCCAGCCAUCGAGUUCGAAAUCCGAACAACUCCCCACGUCUCCGCCGUGCCCUCUCCGGCCCCCAUCUUUCUCCCUCAUCUCCAGUUCGAUGACGACGGCGAGCUCGAAUUCCACCACCGCCAACGCCAGCAACAAGAACAACAAGUAGUGGAGGAGGAGGAUAGCGAGGAAGACGAUGGGGAGGGACUUUCCGACACAAUCCUCGAUUUCUUCAAGUCCCGCUCGUCCUUGACUGAGGACCCAAAGAAGGAAGGUCGCUUCUCUCUACAGAGCAAUCGACGCACCUCUUGGCACCUUGCCGAUGUCGAACAUGCCGCUGAUAUCGUGGAGGAAGAGCCAGCGGUCGCUUCCCCUUCUGGCGUCACAGAGCCUCCGCAGUCGAUCAAUUUUGGAGUCUUCGACGAGAUUUUGGCCGUCGCAAGGAGCCUCCCAGAAAACGCCACAUUGGGGGAUUUCCUGGGGCCUUAUGCUGGGAAGGUCGGAGAAGGAGACUGCAUCGAGCUGCUGGUGAGGAUGGGGGAGGAGGGCUUGGCUUCCGCGUGCUUGUACUUGUUUGAAUGGAUGGGGCUGCAGGAGCCAUCGCUGGUGACGCCGAGGUCCUGUUCGGUCUUGUUCCCUGUAUUAGGUAGAUCUGGGAUGGGAGAUAAGCUAAUGAUUCUCUUUCAAAACUUGCCCAAAGCUAAAAGGUUCAGGGAUAUAUGCGUCUACAACUCUGCAAUUUCUGGCCUUGCAUCCUGUGGGAGGUAUGAUGAUGCACAGAAAGUGUAUGACAUUCUUGAAGCCAACAAUAUUAAGCCAGAUCAUGUGACUUGUUCAAUUAUGUUAACUGUCAUGAGAAAGAGCGGUACAAAUGGAAAGGAUGCUUGGGAAUACUUUCAAAGAAUGAAUAGAAAAGGUGUCAAAUGGAGUUUGGAGGUUAUUGGAGCUCUAAUUAAGUUCUUUUGUGAUGAAGGAUUGAAGAAGGAAGCUCUCAUCAUUCAAGCAGAAAUGGAAAAGAAAGGAAUUACAUCAAAUAUCAUAAUUUACAACACCUUGAUGGAUGCUUAUAGUAAAUCUGACCAGGUUGAAGAGGUAGAAGGACUCUUUCUUGAGAUGAAAGAAAAAGGACAAAAGCCAACAACGGUAACCUAUAACAUUUUAAUGGAUGCCUACAGCAGAAGGAUGCAACCUGAAAUAGUUGAUUCUCUAAUAUCUGAGAUGCAAAGUGUAGGCUUAAAGCCUAAUGUCAAAUCAUAUACUUGUCUGAUAAAUGCCUAUGGAAGGAAGGGGAAAAUGAGUGACAUGGCAGCAGACUCAUUCUUGCGGAUGAGAAAGGCAGGAAUUAAGCCCACAUCACACUCCUAUACUUCCUUGAUCCAUGCAUAUUCAGUUGGUGGAUGGCCUGAAAAAGCAUAUGCUACAUAUGAAAAAAUGAAAAGAGAUGGAGUUCCUCCCUCCAUAGAAGCUUAUACAACUUUGCUUGAUGCAUUUAGGCGAGCUGGCAACAUUGAUAGAUUAGUAGAAAUUUGGAAAGCAAUGAUCGGCGACAAGGUUCAAGGCACAAGAGUUACAUUUAAUAUUAUCCUGGAUGGUUUGGCAAAACAUGGUCUUUAUGUUCAAGCAAGAGAUGUGAUACAUGAAUUUCAAAAAUUUGGCUUGCAGCCAACAGUCAUGACUUAUAACAUGCUGAUGAAUGCAUAUGCAAGGGGAGGACAACACUAUAAAUUGCCACAAUUGUUGAAAGAGAUGAGUGCUCUCAAUUUGAAGCCUGAUUCGAUAACUUAUUCCACAAUAAUAUAUGCAUUUGUUCGUGUACGUGAUUUUAGUAGAGCAUUUUAUUAUCACAAGCAAAUGAUCAGAAGUGGGCAGGUUCCUGAGGUUCGAUCCUAUCAGAAAUUGCGAGCUAUUUUGGAAGUCAAAGCUACAACAAAAAAUAAGAGAGAUAGAAGUGCUAUUCUUGGGAUACUAAAUAGCAAUUUUGGAUUAAAACCCAAGAAGGGCAAAAAGGACGCGCUCUGGAAGAACAGAAAAAAGAGAUUAAUGAGGAACAGGGAGCUUGGUGAUAAAAGAGUAAUCUUGUGAAAGUCUUGUAAAAAUCAAACAUACGAUGAACAUGCUCUGGCCCAUGUUUCUUCUUCAUGAGAACACUAGCUCUAGACAGGGGAUGGAAUCUCAGAUCAAGUACAAACCAGAAGGGCAUUUAAUCUCCAAACAAUUUGGUAGGUGGUUAUGAGAAAAAGUGAUGUUGUAGGUUUGACAAUUUUUCUAUCUGUGCAAUUGCUUCUUCGUAA